AUGGACCAGCUCCCGGGUGAGGUUUUGCUCCUCAUCCUGUCGUUCCUCGAACCUCCAGAACUCACCACGCUCCAGCUCGUUUCCCGCGCCUUCUACAACAUCGCGCGCGAUAACAGCUUCUGGCGCGCCCGAUGCCUGGAGCAGUCAUCCUUCCUCGAGGCACUCGCCCGUCGUCGCCAGAGCUUCGGCCUACCCUUCCGAGGGCCGCCACAGCCCGCUGGAUCGGCCCAGACCAAUGGAACAGGUGGGGGCAGUCAAGUCAUCGGCACCGGUGCCGGCGUUGGCACGGCUACUAGUUCCGGCGAUGGCAACAACCGCGAGCGCGAACGGCUACCAUACGCCAAUACCACGACGCCUUCAUCCGUGCUGAGUAAAUCCGAGACCCGGGAGCGCGAACGCGUACGAAUCAUGGCCAACUGGGACCCGAGCUUCCCCUCCGAGAAAGUCUCGUGGUACGAAGAGUACAUCCAGCGACAGGCCCCGAUCGCCGUCAACUGGAUGCAGUACGCGUACGAUAAAGAUUCCGAGUCGACGACGGCGACGUCACCUGCCGACCAUGUAGAGGCUCGCGGCGUGGCGCUGUACUACCCCGAUGGCGAGGCUGGCGAGACGGUGCUGGCUGUGUCGCCGCUGGACGACGGGAGUGUGGCCAUGUGGGAUGUAGCGGGGACAAGGGGUAAAAGGGGCGCUAUUGUGGCGAGGAGCCGGCCGGGGAUUCUGUUUAUUGAUGGGCCGGGUGCGGAUAAUAGUCGACGUUCAAAAAGGAUUGAUUCGGGGGUGACCGAAUGUGUGAGUGUGGAUAGCCGGCAGCAUCGGGCUUUUUUUGCUGUCCAGAGCCACCUUACCGAGGUCGACCUGCGCCGCUUAUCGGUAGUCGACUGCGAGUCCUUUCCCUGGUCUAUCACAGCCUUGUCCGCCGCGAGCCGGACGGUCCCGCUCACAGUCGGGACCAGUCUUGGCAUCCACUUACACGACUACCGGUCGCGGAAACCCCCGCAGCAAGACAACAACGAGACGAUAGAUGGCUUCGACCGGAUGGGAGCUAAAGAGUUCUACCAGCGCAGCCUUCGUCAGAUCUUCGACAACGAGCCGCUGCCCCCAUACGCGCCCCUGUCCCAACCUGGACCCCUGAGCAUUCUGCAUCUCCAGCAGCCAGGGCAGGAGGCCGACCUAUCGGACGACAUCUACGUGGCCGGCCGGUUUUCGAACAUCCUGCACUAUGAUCGACGCAAGUUCCCCUCCAUUCGUGGUUCUAUCCACUCGGGUGCUCGGUUGUGCGGCAUGACCUCGUUGCCGUACCCCUUCUCGAUGCUGGACAGCGAGCGCCGGCGCAAGGUGGAACUGUCGCUGGAGCAGGUGGAAGUAUCCAAGACCGCAGAGGGCCGGACCCUAGUCGCCUGCGGCGAGUACAACACCAAGGGGUCCCUUGAGCUUUACGGGCUGACGCCGUCAGCGGGGGCCGCGCUGGCCUCGCAGGAUCAGAGCCUCAAGAACCGCCAAACAAGCUCACGCUCCAAGCUGUUAUCCGUUGUGAACCACGGAUCACGGCUCGCCUUCUCCGACGGCUCCGGCUACAUAAAGUGGUUUGAGCGGGACGGCUUCACCGAGGUGCGCCGGUGCCGCAUCGGCCACAGCGAGCGGAACCAGGGCCCGUCCAUAUUUGCAUCCAUGCCCGGGUCAGAUGACAUAGCGAGGAAACUGCUCCCCACUCGCCCGGCGGUUGAUGCCAUGAUGGGCUACGACGACCACGAAGACAACGAUGAUCAUGACGAGAGUGGCAACAGCGGCAGCCGUGUGAAUAACAAUGACUUGCUCUUUUGGACGGGCGAUAAGUUGGGGCUGGUUACCUUCUCUGCGCGCCCUGGUUUCACGGCGGAGGGUUUUGAGGAGAAGGCGGACGGGGACGCUGGGGGCCCCGAUGCUGAGGCGUUGGCCGCGCAAACCGAGUAUAGCGAGCGGAUGCGCAGGGCGCUUGAGCGGCAGGCGGACGAUGUUAGGUUUGUGCGUAACCUGGGGCUCGGUAGUGGGAUUCGACCGACAUCGCUUUGA
This is a messenger RNA of Dichotomopilus funicola, 2049 nucleotides long. RefSeq lists its product as uncharacterized. Gene Ontology annotation, biological process: protein polyubiquitination. Lineage: Eukaryota; Fungi; Ascomycota; Sordariomycetes; Sordariales; Chaetomiaceae. The transcript is spliced from 3 exons. Gene Ontology annotation, molecular function: protein binding. The record is from RefSeq and is a predicted model, not a curated record. The coding region runs from base 1 to 2049 and encodes 682 amino acids.